This is a messenger RNA of Mytilus californianus (California mussel), 944 nucleotides long. RefSeq names its product multiple epidermal growth factor-like domains protein 10. The coding region runs from base 1 to 837 and encodes 278 amino acids. The transcript is spliced from 7 exons. The record is from RefSeq and is a predicted model, not a curated record. Gene Ontology annotation, molecular function: scavenger receptor activity. Lineage: Eukaryota; Metazoa; Mollusca; Bivalvia; Mytilida; Mytilidae.
AUGCCCAAAUGCAGCAAAGGUAAAUUUGGGUUGGAUUGUUCUGAACCUUGUGAUGGUUGUAUUGAAAGUACAUGUGAUCGUUUUAAUGGUGAAUGUGUUGAUAAAAGUGGAUGUAAACCAGGUUAUGAGUAUGGACGAUACUGUAAUAAGACUUGCAUCACAGGAAAAUAUGGGUUGGAUUGUUCUGAAUCUUGUGAUGGUUGUAUUGAAAGUAAAUGUGAUCGUUUGAAUGGUGAUUGUUUUUAUAGUUAUGGAUGUAAACCAGGCUAUGAGUAUGGACGAUACUGUAAUAGGACUACUCCAAAGUGCGACAAAGGCAAAUUUGGGUUGUAUUGUUCUAAAUCUUGUGAUGGCUGUAUUGAAAGUAUAUGUAAUCGUUGUGAUGGUGUAUGUAUUGAUAGUAGUGGAUGUAAACCAGGGUAUGAAUAUGGACCGUACUGUAAUAAGACUUGUAUGAAUUGGCACUUUGGAACCAAUUGCACAAAAAUUUGUUACUGUUUGAACAACCCGUGUGAAAAAAACAGUGGUAUUUGCUCUGAUGGCGGCUGCAAAAAGGGCUGGCAUGGUCAAUCGUGUGAUGAAGAGUGUAGCAAAGGAACAUUUGGGUUGGAUUGUUCUGAAUCUUGUGAUGGUUGUAUUGAAAGUGCAUGUGAUCGUUUUAAUGGUGAAUGUGUUGAUAGUAGUGGAUGUAAACCAGGCUAUGAGCAUGGACCGUACUGUAAUAAAAAUACUCAGAUGUCUCUCCCUGCUAGUUCUGGUACGGCCAUCAGAGGAGGCAUAAGUGCUGCCAUUAUGAUCAUUAUUAUAAAGAUCUUCGAAGUAAAUUAUGUUAUAUGAUAUAUAAAUUUAUAAGUAGAACUCUAUGCACAAAACUUUUGCUGAAAUGAUGCAUUCAUAUGGUUGCAGGGUUAUUCAUUGUAAAGACAAUAAAACGUCAAAAGUUA